GUGCAAUUGUGCCUUUGCUCUAUUCAGCGCCUUUGGAGGGUUCGUCGCGUGCCAUCCGGACAUUCCUCGGUGUUUUCCCAUGGAACGUCCAUGACAUCAUCCAAACCGCUUCCGUUGGGCUCGAACUUAUCAAAAGCUCGAUUUUCAGCAACGCCGACGAGAAAUGCCCGCUUUGCCUGGUUACUUGUCAAGCCGCUGGUCUUGGCUGUAUAUAGUUGUCUUAACUCUCUUAACGAUGAUGGCCUGCAGAAUUUUUCCUGUUUAGUUUUAUUUGUCGGCAUUUCCGUCCUAUAUAUAAGAGAUCGAAUUUCGAACUCCCCCCCUGAAUGCUUGCGACGGUGAGGCCUUGGGAGUCCUAAACCGCCGACAAUGCCCUUCAACACAAUCACCGUUGCUUCGGUCAUUGCACCUACUGUUCUGAAAACCUGGUGUUUGCAUGUCUUCGGAGGAAAACCACCCAAGCAGAAGCCCGCAAAUCGUCUAUCCUACCAUGAAGGAUUGGAGAUCAUCCGCCGGUUCAUGUACUAUGCCUCGCAUCAUACGGUCGAGGAGUUCCAAGCCUUCACCGCCCGGCGUGUCCCAUCCCCCCACUGGGUCAAACAAUCCAACGUCGUGGUUCCUGCCGAGCACCUCGUUUCCGCAGGACAUUUGAUCAUCGCGGAACUUGGUCCCGGCGGUGUCGAUCGUGUGGGAGGCAAGACAUGGUGGCAGUGGAGGGGGGAUGAUGUCGCGCUAUACGCCGAAUGGAUCGAGAUGAAAAGCGACUACGCCCAGAGGAGGAAUUUAGGCCAAAGAUCUAAGCGAAUUAUCCUCUACGUGCACGGCGGAGCGUACUACUUUGGAAGCGUCGAUACGCAUCGAUAUCAGCUGCAAAGGCAUGCCAGGAAGCUCAAGGCGAGGCUUUUUGCUCGCCCCGAAGAGAUCAUAUUCGCCGGAGACUCGUCUGGAGGCGGAAUGGUGGCAUCGAUGCUCGUAAUCCUACGCGACCAAAAAAUGCCCCUACCUGUGGGAGGAAUAUUGAUAUCCCCGUGGCUCGAUUUGACCCAUUCAUUCCCCAGUAUGAAUGAUAUUGGAACUGAAGAUUAUCUGCCUAAAUACGGCUUCAUGCAACGGCCUUCCAUGGCGUGGCCACCGCCGAGUGCCGACGAAAUCGGUGUCGUAUCGAAAUGUGCGGGGAAAAUCUUACAAGCCAUAAAUUCACCACCCGUGGUGGAUAGUACUACUUCCGUUGACGAACGGGCCAUUGAGCAGUUUUUCAUCCGGGAAGCAACCGCAACGACCCAAGCUGGUCAUCUCGAACCCUUACCGGAGCACCAUGCAGCUAUCUUCCAGAACGGGCGGGGGCAUCCGCACCCCGACCAUCUCCUCACGGUUCAGAUGGACGGAGUGAUGAUAGAGCUGAAAGAUCAGAUUCAUAUGUACACGCCUAACGAGAUGCUGUCUCACCCGCUCGUGUCUCCCGUUCUGCAGCCGUCACUUGGCGGCUUGCCUCCGCUGUUAGUUCUUACUGGCGGCGGUGAGAUGCUUAGGGACGAACAGAUUUACUUUGCUCACAAAGCCGCUAAUCCCGCUGCCUAUCCUCCAAGCGAGAAGUACUUGAACCGACAUGACCCGGAGCGGAAGAUAAUCGACAAGUAUAAACCUACAUACGUGCAAUUGCAGGUCUGGGAGAACCUAUGUCAUGUGGCUCCCACUCUCAGUUUUACGCAGGCGGCAAAGUAUAUGUAUCGUUCAAUUGCACAAUUUGGAGCUUGGGCGCUCUCCCGGGCGCAAGAAUCGAGCAUUGAAAUUCCUGACUGGACUACGUCCUCGAGCGGAGAUAUCGAUUAUCCUGGUGGCCAACAGCGAAACCUAUUUCAGCAACAGCAAGGUUGCAGAUCUGUUGGAAAAGCUGGGGGUCCCCUCCCGCCUUUUCGUCACCACAUGAUCCGCCAAUUGAUUGAUGGUCAUGGCAAUAUUCGCCCAUUACCGGAUGAGUCUUACCUCCCAGCCCUCGGCCUCUCUCCUGAUGAAAUCGGAGAACCUAAAGUAGGCCCCGUAAGGAGGUGGUUGAACGCGAAGCAAGAGUGGGAUAAUAAGUAUUCCAGAUUGAGACGCAAAAUAUUAAAGAGGCGGGUAGAAGAGCUACUCUUAGGUAUUGAGGAGCUCGCCCCUGGUGAAACACCGCCACCGAGCUCUGCAGCGGCCAGACGGGGUAUUUCUAUCCGGAGAAUCCGAAAACCCACGAAGAAGAAUCGUGCAUUGGCUUUCUGGAAUUCAAUUGCAAAUAAACACGAUGAAGCAGUUCUCAGAGAGAGCGGGGAGUACGCUGGUCGUUUCCGGGCUCCUCUUCCCAGGCGCGCAAGUGAAACCAGGGUAGUGACGGAUGUUGGGCAAUCGAAUGAGUCCCAGAGAGACGUUUCAGAAAAAGUGUCAUCUCGUAAAGCGCCGUCGCUUGCCUCGUCGAAAUAUUCCGACUCUUCACCUCGCCAAAACGACGAUGCGGGCGAAGUCAACGGUGAUACCAAUGACAGGAAAGCAACCGACAUUUCUAUACCACCAAAGACGAUAGAUGACCUUCACCCACAUCCAGGUUAUGUCCCGCCCCGGAGCCCUCUUCGUGCAGCGUCCGUCAAGCGCAGAGACUCUCAGCAACGCCGGCGCCCUGAUGACAAAGCCAGCACCAAAGCUAUCCGUCAUGCUCAAGGUGUGAUAUCACCGGUCUCUCCUGUCCAGGCAUCAGCAUCCUCGCUCGAGUGGGAAACACCACGUGAAUCGCUAUCUGCAUUCUCAGGUAGACGAGAGCCAGGAAAACCGCGCACGAAAUCUAACCUUGCACAUGAGGAUGACUUGCCCGUCAACGGUGGAGAGGUAGUGGACGACACCAAGCGUCGGAGGCGCCACGCCGUGCAGACAAGUGAUCAAAAUCACUCCAGCCGGUAUAACCAUGAUGUUGGACGUCCUGCGCCACUUGCUGCCGCAAGGUCAGGUGGGUCUAUUCAUCGUAGCGGCCAAACUCAAGCCAAUUUUGGGGCGGCGCGAGGGUCCUCGAAAUACUACUAUCAGGGGAAAGAGUUAGCAGAUGAGUUUAAUUCCACCAGAGCUAGAGACCCCUCUGAGACAGAGCCGUUCCCGUCAUUUCCGGCCAGUGGCAAUAUAAGCGCUGCGUCGCGAUCCCGAGGCGAGGUCAACGGGGAUGCUGAGAAAACAGACGACGAAAGCGGAUAUUCGAGUGUUUAUUCAGAUGAACGAGUUGGCAUUGGAGACACGAGGACGAGAUUCUAAAGCUAUUAAGGAUAGGCCGAGUGAGCUUUAUCGAGGUCGUUUUAGAGAUUUCUCCGGCCAGAAUCCCGUAAUUGGUUAAAUAUACAGUCGCUCGAGAAUAAUCUGUUUCUAAAUUUCGGUAUCGACCUUAGUUUCGUGAAUAUUUUGGAUAUUAAUAUCGGAAUACGUUGUGAUAUAGCUAAUG
This is a messenger RNA of Coccidioides immitis RS, 3448 nucleotides long. Its product is annotated as lipase/esterase. The transcript has 4 exons. Bases 370 to 3264 code for a protein of 964 amino acids. NCBI's taxonomy places the organism in Eukaryota, Fungi, Ascomycota, Eurotiomycetes, Onygenales, Onygenaceae. Gene Ontology annotation, molecular function: hydrolase activity. The record is from RefSeq and is a predicted model, not a curated record.